Molecule: messenger RNA, 1491 nt
Organism: Arctia plantaginis
Lineage: Eukaryota; Metazoa; Arthropoda; Insecta; Lepidoptera; Erebidae
Source: the annotation of a GenBank genome assembly
AUGGAGGUCCAGAUGAGAAGGCACAGACAAGUGCAGAUCCAGGAUCAAGAGAACAUUUAUGCCAUAAAGGGUAAAAGUAACGUAUCAAUUCCGACGAAAAAGCAGGGUUUGGCAGUGCGGGGAGCUUUAGGUGACAUUAACACGAAUGUACAAACACAACGGGAGAUAGUUGGUAAAGUGGCGGUUGCUGCUGCAGAGUUUGAGAAAAAAGCGUCUCUUAAUCGUGCGGCUGUCCGAAGCAAUUACAGCCAUGUUCAGUCCAAGGUGGAUACUGGUCUUGCUGCUAAGCCUGCUGCCCAGCCGGCACGGCCUGCAUUGCGCCGCGAAGAGAGUACUGCUAACCUUGCUGCCAGAGCCGCUGCACGAAACAGGGCUAUCUUGAAAGAUGCUCAGAAUAAGCCUACUGAUCUCAAGGAUAAGGUACACGAAAUCAAGAAGUCUUCAAAAUUGCCAACUCUAAAAGAGAACAAAGAAGUAAAGGCAUUGAAACCUAUUCUCAAGGAAUCAACUGAAUCAUUAGGGAAGCUAAAGCUAGUAGAGACAGAAAAACCAGUUAAUGACAAAAAGACUGUUGAAUGUUAUUCAGCUUUAUUGCAUAGUGACUUGGAUGUGACGCCACCAUUACCUGAUGACAUUGAGGAUAUUGAUGCUGGAGAUAAUAAUAGUCCCUUGCUCAUGUCCAUUUACAUUAAGGAUAUUUACAAGUAUUUGACAGAAUUAGAAGAGAAAUACAAUAUAGAGCCUGACCACUUGAGAAAACAGACUGUUAUAACUGGAAAAAUGAGGGCAACUCUUAUUGAUUGGCUAGUGGAGGUUCAGCGUCAAUUCUCAUUAGUGCUAGAGACUUUACAUCAGACUAUUGGAAUCAUUGACCGAUACUUACAGGCAGUCCCGAACAUACAAAGGAACCAACUGCAGCUGGUUGGCAUAACUGCAAUGUUCAUUGCCAGCAAGUAUGAAGAAAUCUAUGCUCCAGAUGCUGGAGAUUUCAUCUAUGUGACCGAUAAUGCAUAUACGAAGAUGGAUAUGUUUCAAUGUGAAAGGGAUAUCAUGUCAAAGUUAGGCUUCUGCUUAGCCAGACCUGUUCCUCUACACUUUUUAAGAAGAUUUGUGAAAGCUGCACAUGGAACAUCAAAGAAUCACCAUUUAGCUAAAUAUUUUGUUGACCUUUGCUUGGUAGAAUAUUCAAUGGCGCACUACCGACCUUCAGAAUUAGCAGCUGCAGCCAUCUGUCUAUCACUCCACUUACUUUCAGGCAAGGAACUUGAAGACGUGUGGACCCCCACACUGUCAUAUUACUCAUGUUAUUCGCUCAAGCAUAUUGACCCUAUUAUUAGAAAACUAGCAAAAAUCGUUAUUAAUGUAAGCAAUUCCAAAUAUAAGGCUGUAUACAAUAAAUAUCUAGAUGUUUCACUUGCCAAAGUAUCCAGCCUUCCGCAGCUAAGAGGUGAAGCUAUUCAGGAGUUGGCCAUUACAUCAUCAAGUUCCUAA